Messenger RNA from Carcharodon carcharias (great white shark), 2912 nucleotides. RefSeq names its product transmembrane protein 200A (gene tmem200a). The record is from RefSeq and is a predicted model, not a curated record. Lineage: Eukaryota; Metazoa; Chordata; Chondrichthyes; Lamniformes; Lamnidae. Bases 872 to 2332 code for a protein of 486 amino acids. The transcript has 3 exons.
CAAACAUUGAUAAUGGAGUCGGGGGGAGGGGGGUGCUGGAAGGAAGAUGCUCUAAAACGCAAAUGAGGCGUAGGAAAUCUAAAUGACCAAUGAGCGCCAACCCGAGAUGGAAGCUGCUGGAGGUAUAUAGGAGAAUGGAGUGAGUGAACAGUAGACAGAAAGAGAAGCUCCUAGCUUUAAUGUGCGUCACAUUCCUUGUACGCGAAGCAUCACGUGGUGGCUAACUGUCCCAGUUUUCUUUGCUCCCUGACACCUCCAAACUCAGCUUUUAGCCUGAGCAAGAUCUUAACCAGGAACCCAAAGGAGAAAACAUUCUGGGCUGAAGGACUCGAGUCUGAUCAAACCUGAAGUGGUAUAAAGUCAACUUUUUGCCCGCCUUUCUGCAGCGAUGUGGGCUGAGCUGUACUGUGAGUACAGGGCAGUCAGUAACUGUAUGUGACCAUUCCAUUCUAUCUAGUCCCUACAGGCUGUGUAUGGGCAAACUCGGAUCUUGUCGCCUCUUUGUGCAAGUGGCUCGAAAGCGAUGACAGCUUUCUUUAAAACCUGGGAAUCGCUGCAGGCACAAGCCGAGUCCAGCUCGAAACCACCAAAAUGAAACCCAGCGAAGGGAGUCGGAAUUGUUUCAAAUCGCGAUUUUCAUCCAGUUAAAGGGUCGUUCCGAGAAAGGCAAAAAUGUAACGACACCACAGAGAAAGUUUAAAUCAUGAAGAUGGUACUCUGAGGAGCUCGAGUUGGUAAACGGGUUUUGCUCAACAUUAAAAUAGGAUUGCGCCCCGGUGGACGGAUUCCUUCCUCCGGUUUCAACCUGUCGACACGGGCAGCAUUAUAUGCUCGAGGAGCUCGCUCUUUUAUCCAGGAAGAAGACAACACAAUGAUAGCAACAGGGGGUGUAAUAACAGGAUUGGCAGCCCUGAAGAGACAGGACUCGGCUAGAUCACAGCACUUUCAUCCUCCUCCUCCAUCUUCUGCUCCAGAGAAAAGGAGACCUAAGCGUAAGCCCGAAGCCAAUAUUGUUGUAGUAAGAGGCAAAAUCAGACUCUAUUCACCUUCAGGAUUUUUCCUUUUUCUUGGAAUUUUAAUCUUGAUGGUUGGGAUUGCAAUGGCUCUCCUUGGUUAUUGGCCGCAGGAGGUAGAUAAGAAAUAUCCUGUAGCUUCAAAAUCUGGAAUUCCAGAUAAUGGGUCUCAUGUGAUAACAGACCAUGCUGGAGUAUUAAUGGAGUUUUUUGAACAGCACUUACAUUCUGAUAAAAUGAAAAUGAUUGGCCCUUUCACCAUGGGGAUAGGGAUAUUUAUAUUUAUUUGUGCUAAUGCGAUUCUACAUGAAAAUAGGGACAAAGAAACAAAAAUAAUACAUAUGCAAGAUAUUUAUUCCACUGUCAUUGAUAUCCAUAGCCAAAGAAUUAAAGAGCAAAAACAUAUGAAUGGGGCUUGGAUUGGCCACCCUGGGAAUUCUGAUGUCAAAUGUCCUGACAACCAAUGUGCUGCAAAGCUGGCUGCUAAUGUUUUAUUGUCAUUUUCUGGGUCCCCUACUGAUGGAAUCACUCCACAGAAAUGGAAUGCUUAUGAGGAAGAGGAUGGCCUACCUAAGGAUGUUAAUACACUCUUAUACCCCAAAACCCUAAAACCAUCAGGCUCCAGCUACAGGCUUCAGACAGAAUCUCAAAAAGAGAAAUGUAGCUAUCUCAAAAAGUGUGAGACAAAAUCUAUUGUUUCAUCAUCUAUCAGUGCUUUCACACUCCCUGUUAUUAAACUUAACAACUGUGUGAUUGAUGAGCCUGAACUUGACAAUAUUACAGAGGAUUCUGACCUCAGUAAAGGUAGGGUUAAACAUAUAUCAAUGACAUCUUUAACAGUACCGUCAACUGAUAUUAAUGACUCCUAUAAGCCACCAAACCCACGUUUGUUAAGAAGCAACACCACUAUAACAGGUGGAAAAUCGCUCAAUGCAUCUUGUGCAUCCAUGGGAAUAUUUCUAUCACCAGGUUUCCCCAAGAAAGAGUUUGGAUCAAAUACUUCCCUUCACAUGUUGUCCUGUCAUUCGAAGUCUUUAGACCUGGAGAGAGGUUCCACAACGCUUACAGUACAAGCAGAGCAGAGAAAGCACCCGAGCUGGCCAAGGCUUGACCGUAGUAACAGCAAGGGUUAUGUGAAACUGGAAAACAAAGAAGAUCCAAUGGACACGCUACCUGUACCACAGGCUGCUGUAAAAAGCAAUUAUACAAAUAAAGAGAAAUUACUUAUGAUCUCAAGAUCUCAUAACAAUCUAAGUUUUGAAAAUGACGAAUUUUUAGGUAACAAUUUAAGGUGUGGAGCUUCAGAAACAAGGUUUUGAAGGAGCAUUGGUUUCUAUCAUGUGUUUAUACUUUAAGGCACUUUUAAAAAUGUAUUUAUGUGAGAAGUGCAUGUCUAUUUUAAAGAGAUGUUAUUUUCAAUACAAAUUAAAGAUUGAAUAUUUGUAGAUUGUGAUCUGAACCCGAAUCUUUGCAUCAAUGAGUUUUUUUUUUUCAUGCUGGUUUUGAGUGUCGCAGACAUAUUUCAUGCUGUGUUUGUCAGUUCUGUAUUACCCAGCUGCUCAGGUAUUGAUUGAGUUUAAAUCUCAGUCCAGACAGACAAUAACAACAGCGGAAUAGCGUUUACCUUUACUUUAUUCCUCAUACCAGAUGAAUAGAUAGAAUUUAUAAGUCUAAAGUGCAAGUGGCAUUAAAUCUACACUAAGGAAGUAUUAUUUUAAUGUCCAUGAAAAUUGAUUGAAUGAUAAAUUGGGUUGUGAAUGGAUGUACUUCCAGUACAAAACUGAAGUCUGUGUAUUGGAUGUGAGUUUGCCAGAUACUUUGCAAUUAAUUGCAUAUUAGUGUCCUUAAAAUACAUUUUGCUAUUUUUGGAACAAAAUAAAAUGUUGCAUAUCAUAUAAA